AUGGGGAUACAAAACAAGUUGUGGGGGCACAUCCACAUCCAGCUGGGACAUCUCAUGCGGAAGGUAAGGCCAAUCACAACAUUUUCAUCGAGGAUAAAGGAAUUCAUUCUCAUCUUCAAUUCACAUUCAUUCACUCUAUUGGCAGCUGGCUCGGACUUUUCGGGUAAUGGACUCAAUGAACACGAUGCACUGCCGCCGGCUACCAUGAACGUUGUCUUCAUGGCGUUCUUGCGAGACUCAAGGGCAUCGUCAUCCUGGGGCACACGGCUUUGGCCUCCACGAAACCAGCAACAUGGAAAAACUUGUGGGAAACUGUGCUCGUAA
Trypanosoma rangeli is the source of this 324-nucleotide messenger RNA. RefSeq lists its product as uncharacterized. The record is from RefSeq and is a predicted model, not a curated record. Lineage: Eukaryota; Euglenozoa; Kinetoplastea; Trypanosomatida; Trypanosomatidae. The transcript has a single exon. Bases 1 to 324 code for a protein of 107 amino acids.